CCUCCUCCUCCUCCCCCUCCUCCUCCUCCACUCUCCAGCUCGGCGCCGCGACCGCCUGCACAGGGGGCACAUAGACGCAUAGAGCACACAGGCCCAAUGCCUGCAGGAAACAGACGUCUACCCAUGGCCACGGUCACCGAAACCAUGACUGAAGUACGCCGUCGCCGCACCCCGACCCGUCGAUUCUCCACAAACCAGGCUGGAUCCUACAUCACUCGUUCCCUCUGCCAGUCCUUGCCCUACUCCGUAGAAGCCCUCGACCUCCCCAAUACCUCCCUGUCCCCGUCGCUCGCCUCCCUGCGCCACCACGUCCUCUCCUACCUCGCCGAGCUCGAAGCGCGCCUCUCCCAGUUCGAGUCGCCCGUCUCGCCCGAGUCGCUCAAGACAAGGGGCGAGAUGACCGUCGACGAGGCGCGCGCGUGGGCCCUCGACGGGCUCGAGCUCCUCCGCGCGAUCCGGAACGACGUCUACUCGCACCUGCCCGACAUCACCCUUGACAACGUUCGGACGCACAUGCCCGACGUACCCCGGUUCGACGACAUGCGCGCACGCAUCCCAGACAUGCCGGACAUGCGCGCGCGCCUCCCGGACCUCGACUUCUCCGACAUGCGCGCCCGGCUCGACGACGUCCGCGCGCGCAUCUCGGACAUCGACUUCCACCGCCCGCUCGACUAUGUGAACACGCUCUCCGACCACCUGCAGUCGCUCCAAGCCCACCUGUCCUCCAUAGAGUUCCCGCACCGCCUAGACCUCUCGCUGCUCUCGCCCACCAGCGCGCUGUCCGGCAUGUACGACAAGGUUGCGUCCUCGGACUUUGUCGCCGAGCUCUCUUCCGACAUACGGGAGGGAGAGCGGAUAGCCUGCGAGAUUGCGCGCGCGGCAAAGCAGUCGCUCAAUGGAUCACGCCUUAUACAGUACGCCGAUCUGCCUUACCAGUGGCGUAACAACCCGUUUGUUAAGCAUGGCUACCGUUUCAUCCCUCUAUCAGAAUGGCCCCGGCUCCUGCUGUCCCUGUUCGCAUUGCACAAUGAAACUCUGAAUAUCCACACGCAUUUGAUACCCUUUGUAGCAUGGCUCGUCGCGCUCUUCCCCUUCUCCCCAUUCUCGUCCACCGCGUCCGAACCCGACACGCCGAUGCUCGCAUUCACCGCCUUCGCUCUGCUCUGCCUCUUCACGAGCGCCCUCUGGCACACGAUGGCGGGCUGCGCGCAUCCCAAGGGGAUGGAGCUGUGCGCGCGGAUCGACUAUGUCGGCAUUGGCUGGUUGAUCAGUGCAUCCGUCGGUACGGUCGCGCACUAUGGGUUCCAGUGCGAAACCACGACCCACGAUAUCUUCCUCUCGUUGUGCCUGGUUAUGGGCAUAUCGGGGAGCAUCUUGCCGUUCAUGGACUGGUUCAACCAGUACGAGUACAGGAACUUCCGCAUCGCGUUCUUCCUCGCUCUCGCCUUCACGAGCGUCGCGCCUCUCGCCACCCUCGCCUACCUCCACUCCGCCUCGGAGAUGUCCGCCUUCAUCCGCCCGGUGACGCCGUCACUGCUCUCGUACGUCGCGGGGCUCGUCUUCUACGCGACGCACUUCCCCGAGUGCUACCUCUCCUCGCGCUGGGCGUACUCCCACGUGCUCGACCGCAUCGGCGGCGGCUCGCACGCGAUCUGGCACGUCUUCAUCGUCCUCGCGAUCAGCCAGCACAAGGCCGCCAUGCCCCACCUCAAGCGCGGCAUCGGCGAGCUCUGCUGGUAAGCGCCGGGCGCGAGCUGACUGCGCAGGAGUCUUCUUGGUUGGAUUAUAUAGUAUGUCAGGCUCCUAAUACCAUCCGUCCAUAGUGUUCUCGCUCGUACAUGUCGAUAGGGGAUUACAGGCUUCAUCCGAAUAUAGACAUUAGACGCUUGAUCACAGAAAGUCA
Messenger RNA from Rhodofomes roseus, 1903 nucleotides. Its product is annotated as putative G-protein coupled receptor. Gene Ontology annotation, molecular function: signaling receptor activity. Gene Ontology annotation, cellular component: membrane. Bases 97 to 1740 code for a protein of 547 amino acids. Lineage: Eukaryota; Fungi; Basidiomycota; Agaricomycetes; Polyporales; Fomitopsidaceae. The transcript has 7 exons. The record is from RefSeq and is a predicted model, not a curated record.